CUUUUUAAGGAUUUGCAGCCUCGUGACAAUAUGAGCCAAGCAGAUACAAAGACAGAUAUCUGUAAUAAAACGGGAGAGCAGAUGCCAACAGCCAGGGGAAAGGAGUUUCUCCUCAAAUAUUUGGUGACCAUGUGGUUUGGCUGAAGGGAAGAACGUUUAUGAACACAACAGAAUAUUGGCAUCAGAAUGUCCUAGAUAUCUGAAUCCUAAGGGACUGACCGGGCUGGACAUCAAACCAAGAUUCUGAUAAAAGGAGAUAACAGAGAUUGGCCAAAGAAGGAAAGGUGCUUUGCUUAGCCUGAGUCAGAUGUACCGAGAGACGCUUAGGAAGCAGCUAACUCAGGAAGUUUUGAGCUCGUGAAAAGUGGACACGACUUCUCCAUUCGGCAUUGAAUUUGGUAUUGAUCUGCUGCAGCAGCUUGUGAAACAGAAGCACGGGAGUACGGACUGAGCAGAACCAGGAGGGCAGUAAUUACAAUAUUUUCAAACAGUGGAGGGUGUGUGUGUGUGGGUGAGACUAUCAAAUAAAUCCUUCUGGGAAAGAAAGCAUCAACAAGCUGCCAAGACUGUUGAUAGGACCCAUUCUCAUGCCUCCAACGGUCGGGUGAGAGAAUGAAGACCCAGAAACCUUGAGCAGCUUCUUGUUGUUGUCAAGGGUCAUUGGAUGACAAAUGGGACAGGAACCUACAAGAAUGAUACAUGUUGUGGGCCAAAUUCGUGGAACCAUUUAACAUCCGACAUUCCGACUUGAGCUGGGAAAACCACAGGCCUAUUCGAGGGAUGAUAAAAGCACUAGGAAUUGUAUGUUCUGCCUUGAUCUUUUCAAGAUGGAAUUCGGAGGGUGAAAAAAUGAUUUUGCCUCUGGAUGGCUGUGAAAGAAUCAGGAAUACUGCAGAGCUGGAGAGAAGGAGCUAAUUGUAGUAUGCUCCCUUUAAGAGGGAAACGAGAUUAGAACUUUGGCAAAUUUUCGGCUUCUAUUCAGAGGGAAAGAGAAGAGAUGGCAGUGUCCAAAAAGAAAAAAAAAAAAAAAAAAAGGAUGCUGUCAUGAGACAAAAGCAAAAGCAAUUUUAUACCUUAUUGAAAGCUUACCUGGGUGUGUUUUUGUGGGUUUUUUUUUUUUUUUUUCAAAACUCCUCUGGGGUUAAGAACAUUUUUUUGCCCUCUUAAAACUAAAGGAGCUAGGGGAAAGGACUUGAAUCUGAGCGAGUGGCGCUGUCAGUUCUGUUCUGUCUUGGGAAGUACACGAGGAAGAGAAACUUCCUGGGAAGAAAGAGAGGACACGGCCGGCGCUGAAGGGGAGGGUCUGCGGCAUUCAGUAUGUUUUAACUGAAAACUUAAAUCAACAAAUAGCAACAGAACUAUUCCUUGUACAAAAUCCACCUGGAUGCCAGAAGGACAGAGGAAAGGAUGAGCUAUUACGGCAGCAGCUACCCGAUUGUAAACGUGGACCCCAAAUACCCAGGCUACGCCCAAGAGCACAUCCUAGCUGAGAAGAGAAGAGCCAGAAGACGUCUGCUCCACAAAGAUGGUAGCUGCAACGUGUACUUUAAGCACAUUUUUGGAGAAUGGGGGAGCUACGUGGUUGACAUUUUCACUACUCUUGUAGACACCAAGUGGCGCCAUAUGUUUGUAAUAUUUUCUUUAUCUUAUAUUCUCUCCUGGUUGAUAUUUGGCUCUAUCUUUUGGCUAAUUGCCUUUCAUCAUGGCGAUCUGUUAAAUGAUCCGGACAUCACGCCUUGCGUUGACAACGUCCAUUCCUUUACAGGGGCGUUUUUAUUCUCCCUUGAGACCCAGACCACCAUAGGUUAUGGUUACCGCUGUGUCACCGAAGAAUGCUCAGUGGCAGUGCUCAUGGUGAUUCUUCAAUCCAUCCUGAGCUGCAUCAUAAACACCUUCAUCAUCGGAGCCGCCUUGGCCAAAAUGGCAACUGCUCGAAAGAGAGCCCAAACCAUUCGGUUUAGCUAUUUUGCCCUCAUAGGCAUGAGGGAUGGGAAGCUUUGCCUCAUGUGGCGCAUUGGUGAUUUCCGGCCAAACCAUGUGGUAGAAGGCACAGUGAGAGCCCAACUUCUCCGCUACACAGAAGACAGCGAAGGACGAAUGACCAUGGCAUUCAAAGACCUAAAGUUGGUCAACGACCAGAUCAUCCUUGUCACGCCCGUAACUAUUGUUCAUGAAAUUGACCACGAGAGCCCUCUGUAUGCCCUUGACCGAAAAGCGGUGGCCAAAGAUAACUUUGAGAUUUUGGUGACAUUCAUCUACACUGGUGAUUCCACGGGCACUUCCCACCAAUCCAGAAGUUCCUAUGUUCCGCGAGAAAUUCUCUGGGGCCAUAGGUUUAAUGAUGUCCUGGAAGUGAAGAGAAAGUACUACAAAGUGAACUGCUUACAGUUUGAGGGGAGCGUUGAGGUAUAUGCUCCCUUUUGCAGUGCCAAACAGCUAGACUGGAAAGACCAGCAGCUCCACAACAUGGACAAAGCCCCCCCAGUCCGAGGAUCUGGCACGUCAGACACCACGGUCAGAAGAAGGUCGUUUAGUGCCAUUGCCAUUGUCAGCAGUUGUGAGAACCCAGAGGAGACCAUCACCUCCGCCGUGGAUGAGUGUAAGGAAGCACCUUAUCAGAAAGCUGUCUUGACUUUAAAUAGAAUUUCUGUAGAAUCCCAAAUGUAGUUCCAAUUGUGAUGACCAGAACCCCCACUACAUCAUUUUACUCUGUAGCCCAUCACUUUAAGGCAAGUAGUUAUAAGCAGGGCUUUUAAGGAAUGGUACAGCUACCAUUUAGAGCAGGUUAAAUCUGGUGAAAGAUCAUCUAAAAAUUAUAUAGCAUCCGAUCGUUUAAACUUUUUUGUGUGUUAGCAAAUUUGAUAUUAGGGAUGCUAUUCAGAGCCUAAUUGAUUAAUUUAAAUUUCACCUCCUUUUCUUAUAUCACACACUUGCAUCUUUAGUUGCAGGUGUCCUAUCUGGUAAAGGAAACAAAGGCAGGAUACUGGCAUAAGGAAGACAGGCAGCCAGCAUGAAUAACUAAUUUUUAAAUGUAUCAACAUGUAUAGUAGUUUCCUGGAAAAAGUCACGUCUUUCUAACCAAGAUAGGCAAGAUAUGCAUCCAGUAGAUUGUUAACAUUGAGAUAUUUAACUGAAAUCACCUGGCAGGCUCAGGUCAGCAUUUGCCCCGUAGGGUGUCUUGGUAUCCACAGAAAGAGGUAGUGACUGUGAGGUAGAGACACCUGCCACUUGGGCAGGUUAAUGAUUGAAGAGUGCUAGAAGCUGUUUUUGUUUCUUCUAAUUCAUACGGCAGGAAAAAAGUUGUCAUUAUUCAGAACAGUAUUUCUCUCUCAAACACCCUGAGUGACGGCAGCAAAUGCCUUUAUAUGGAAGAGCAGAAAUAAGGCAACGGUGACAUUUCUAGCUUCUCGAGCAAGGGGGCUUCCUCUGCCCAACCCCAUCUUCUCCAAAGACAACUUGAAGAUAGGAUCGCAGAGAUGGGAUGAGGGAAGGGGCGGCAGUGGGAAACAUUUCUCAGACAACUGUGCUGUGUUCUGAAGACUAUAGCUGCUUUUGCUUGCUAUGUAAGAGAUGGAACCAUUAUUUUGGGGGGGGGGGGCGGGGAGAGACGUAGGGGGACAGCAAGGGGAAAGAAAUGUAUUUGUGCCCAGAAGCAGUUAAGUAUAUCUUCUGCCUUGGUCACUCUAUAAGACAUAAAUGACUUGAAUUCUAGAUUUUCAGCAACUCUGCCAUUGAACUUGGAACAAUCAUUUAAAUGGAAGAUUUUGUGAAACAUAAUGAAGGUGAUUUUUCUGCACAUUAUUAAACAGAUAAGCUAGGUGUUAUGGAAUUGCUUACAUUGGGGGAAGUAAAUCUGUAUGCUCUAUUUCUGUGUCAAAAGAUGUUAAUCAUGAUUAUUUUAAGCCCAAUUUCCUAUGAGUAAAGUCACUUUCAGCUUUAUAAAUUGAACAGUUGUUAGCUUCAUUCAGAAUUAAUGUGUUUCUUUACUCGCUUUCUUUUUUCUUUUUCUUUCUUUUUUUUUUAACAUUGUUGUUGAGGGGACAAUAAGCAUAUGCCACAGAUUUUCCUUUGCUUAUUUUAUUUAAAUAUAUGUACACACAAAUUGUUUUUGCAGUUUCUGGAAACACUCCCCCCCCCCAAUUUAAAUGAAAGCUUACAAGUAAAUUGAACUGAAUCAUAGUCUGCGAUUAUCAAUCAAAGUAAAAUGUGUAGGUAUGUAAAGAGUUCUUCUCCUUUUUAUUUUUAUUUUUCCAUCAUCCAUUCCUCCCUUUCUUGCUUUCCCUCUUUCUUUCUUUUGACCAUGAGCACUGAAGUAACUUUUUUAAAUGCAUGUGUGCAAAUCUUUUAUUCCUGUUGUUUUAUGGAUAAGAGAUUCAUUCAGGUCCCAGGUGGUAAAACUGUCCUGAAGCUUAAUAUCAGAGAUCUAAAAAGAGUGCAUUUUUUUCUGUCUUGCUCCAGAAAUGCAAAACCCAUUUUUAAAAUUACACAUGCCUCGUCGAUUCAGAUUUUGUAGCAACAAUUACUCAGCUAAAUUAGAAGGCCACCAUCUACCAAGUAGAAAUCUACCGCCACUGCGACAAACCCAGAGGCUCUCCCCCACCUCCAACCCGACUUUCUAAGAUUGUUUCACACACCUCCAGUUUCAUUUCAUUUGGCUUUGCUUCCUGGACUCUGCCAAACCAGGAUUCGCAUUUUGUUAGUAUCAGAAUAGAACUGUCGAUAUCCAAUAAUUACAUUUCCCUGUGCUAUGCAUUUCCACCGGUUAAAUCCUCUUACCCCGAGUACAAUGUAAAAUCCGAGUUCCCUUGUCACAUUUAUCUCAAUUUUCUGUUUAGACUCAUAACACACUCUGAUACCCCCGAUGAGUUACUUAAUAAUAAAGAUCUUAAGUAAUGCA
Mustela lutreola (European mink) is the source of this 4897-nucleotide messenger RNA. RefSeq names its product potassium inwardly rectifying channel subfamily J member 16 (gene KCNJ16). The record is from RefSeq and is a predicted model, not a curated record. Bases 1408 to 2667 code for a protein of 419 amino acids. Gene Ontology annotation, biological process: potassium ion import across plasma membrane; regulation of monoatomic ion transmembrane transport. The transcript is spliced from 7 exons. Gene Ontology annotation, cellular component: plasma membrane. Gene Ontology annotation, molecular function: inward rectifier potassium channel activity. NCBI's taxonomy places the organism in Eukaryota, Metazoa, Chordata, Mammalia, Carnivora, Mustelidae.